GUAAUUAUGCUCGGAUCAAAUUUUCGAGUUGGUGAAAAAAUUGGAUGUGGUAAUUUUGGCGAACUGCGAUUAGGCAAAAAUGUGCAUAAUAAUGAACAUGUAGCAAUAAAAAUGGAGUCAAUGAAAUCGAAGGCUCCGCUACUGCACCUAGAGUAUGAGUUUUAUAGACAGUUAGGAUCAUGUGAUACUCAAUGUUGUCCGGAAGGUAUACCUCGCGUUUUCUUUCUAGGCACUUGUGCUGGCCGAUACAAUGCCAUGGUUUUGGAAUUAUUGGGGCCAUCCUUGGAAGAUCUCUUCAAUAUGUGCAAGCGGAAGUUUUCCCUAAAGACUGUAGUGAUGAUAUGCAAACAACUUCUCCAUCGGAUCGAAUAUGUUCAUAGUCGAAACUUAAUAUAUAGAGAUGUUAAACCGGAAAAUUUUCUCAUUGGUAGACGAUCAAUGAGGCGAGAAAAAGUUAUAUACAUUGUUGAUUUCGGUUUGGCCAAAGAAUAUAUUGAUUUAGAUACAAAUAAUCACAUACCAUAUGGGGAAAAUAAAUGCUUAACCGGCACCGCACGUUAUAUGUCGAUAAACACACACGCGGGCAAAGAGCAAUCAAGACGUGACGACUUAGAAGCAUUAGGUUAUAUGUUUAUGUAUUUCUUAAGGGGUUCGUUGCCGUGGCAAGGCCUCAAGGCCGGUACACUCAAAGAACGUUAUCAAAAAAUUGGCGAAACUAAACGGGCAACACCUAUUCAUGUGCUUUGCCAUAACUAUCCUGAGGAAUUUUCCAUAUAUUUACAUUACGUCAGACGUUUAGAUUUUUUCGAAACGCCUAGUUAUGCCUUUGUGCAAAGACUGUUUCAAGAAUUGUUCGACCGCAAAGGCUUUGUGGACGAUGGCCAAUUUGACUGGACAGAGAAAGCAAUGUCGACACCGGUCGGAUGUUUGCAAACUGGCUAUGACUUAAACAUGUCAACAAAUAAACAUCGUAAGAAUGCCGCUAAAGGAGGUGUCGCUGCAUGGCGUAGUGAACCAAAACGAGGAUCUAUGCUGGGCAAUUUGAAGUCAACCGACAGGCUCGCCUUAGCCCAAGUUGUUAAUUCGACAAAUGUUGACGAUCCUAGUGCUGAUCCUUCGAACGCUCCUGUCACACAACAACCAGAAGUUGAACUAGUAGACGAAACAAAAUGUUGUGGUUUCUUUAAACGAAUGAAGAAGAGAUCAUCCCGACAAAAAUAA
This is a messenger RNA of Glossina fuscipes, 1221 nucleotides long. RefSeq names its product casein kinase I-like. The record is from RefSeq and is a predicted model, not a curated record. Gene Ontology annotation, biological process: peptidyl-serine phosphorylation; signal transduction; endocytosis. Bases 7 to 1221 code for a protein of 404 amino acids. The transcript has a single exon. Lineage: Eukaryota; Metazoa; Arthropoda; Insecta; Diptera; Glossinidae. Gene Ontology annotation, molecular function: ATP binding; protein serine/threonine kinase activity. Gene Ontology annotation, cellular component: cytoplasm; plasma membrane; nucleus.